Xenopus tropicalis (tropical clawed frog) is the source of this 9784-nucleotide messenger RNA. RefSeq names its product deleted in malignant brain tumors 1 protein-like. The coding region runs from base 528 to 9668 and encodes 3046 amino acids. The record is from RefSeq and is a predicted model, not a curated record. The transcript has 38 exons. Gene Ontology annotation, cellular component: plasma membrane; cytoplasm; membrane. Lineage: Eukaryota; Metazoa; Chordata; Amphibia; Anura; Pipidae.
CAGAGGACAUAAGACUUACUGGAGGAGACACUGAGUGUGAGGGGAGGCUAGAAUUGAAAUAUAGAGGAAAAUGGGGCACAGUAUGUUCUGACUUUUGGGAUGUGAAAGAAGCUGCUGUGAUUUGUAGGCAGCUGGGUUGCAUUCAUUCUCAAGAAGAUGUUGCCCAUGUCAAAACUGCCUCUUAUGGAUCUGGCACCGGAAUAUUUUGGGAUCUGGGUCUCAAGUGUUCUGGAAAUGAAUCUUACCUGUGGGAAUGUAGAGAUGUGGGAAUAUUUUGUAACCAUGAUUCAGUUGGAGUUAUAUGUUCUGGUAAACCCGAGGAGCUACGGCUGGCUGGAGGAGCCAAUCCAUGUGAGGGGAGAGUAGAAGUGAAGAAGAAAGGAGAGUGGGGUACAGUGUGCAGCUUUUUCUGGGAUGAGGAUGAAGCCGCUGUGGUUUGUAGGCAGUUGGGGUGCAGUGAUCCCCAGAAAGAGAGUGUAUAUGUGAAACCUGAAUAUUUUGGACCUGGUUCUGGCAAGAUUUGGCUUAUGAAUGUGAAUUGCACAGGAAAAGAAUCAGACCUCUGGGAGUGUAAACAACUCAUGAAAUUCCUGCAAAAUUGUGAUCAUGACCAGGAUGUUGGAGUUAUUUGUUCUGGUGAACCAGAGGAACUGAGACUGGUUGGAGGAGCCACUGAUUGUGAGGGGAGAGUGGAAGUGAAACACAGAGGAGAGUGGGGCACAGUGUGUGGCCAUGACUGGGGUUUGGAAGAAGCCACUGUAGUGUGCAGGCAGCUGGGAUGCAACAGUUCCCUUAUCAAAGCAUCUUCAUUUGGAGCCGGUUCUGGGAAGAUAUGGCUGGGUCAUCCACGAUGUACGGGUAAAGAGACAGCUCUUUGGAAAUGUAACCACCGGAUGUGGGGACUUCACUAUUGUGCUCACCAUGAAGAUGUGGGAGUAGUCUGUGCAGGUGAACCAGAAGAUGUGAAAUUAGUUGGAGGAAGCACUAGAUGUGAGGGAAGAGUUGAGGUAAAGCACAGAGGAACAUGGGGCACAGUUUGCAACGAUGGCUGGAAUAAUAAUGCUGCUUUAACAGUAUGUAAGCAGUUGAGCUGCAAACCACUUAACACUUUUCAUGAACCUAUCCAUAACAUUUACUUUGGAGCUGGAGAAGGCAGAAUUUGGCUGAGUGGCUUGAGCUGUACAUCUGAAGACAAGGUGCUGUGGGACUGUAAGCGCAACAUGUGGGGACUUCACAAGUGUAGGCAUGCAGAAGAUGCUGGAGUCAUCUGUUCAGACUCACUGGAGGAUUUGAGACUUGUUGGAGGAGCAAACCAAUGUGAGGGGAGAGUGGAGGUGAAGAUGAAAGGACAAUGGGGCACUGUGUGUGGUGGAGACAUCAAUAGAGAGGCUAAAAUUGGUGCAGUGAUCUGUAGAGAGUUGGGCUGCAACAGCACAAACACCCAAGCAACUUCAUUUGGAGCUGGCAGUGAGAAGAUCCUGCUAUAUGAUGUGUCCUGUAAGGGAACUGAGACUUCCCUCUUGGAAUGCUUCUACACAAAAUGGGGAGUCUGUAGGCACAAUCGGGAGAUUGGAGUCAUCUGUGCAGGUGAACCAGAGGAGAUGAGACUUGCUGGUGGAUCACAUGACUGUGAAGGGAGAGUGGAGGUGAAGCAUCGUGGAGAGUGGGGUACAGUGUGCAGCAAAGAGUGGAGCUGGUCUGUAGCUGCUGUUGUCUGUAGGCAAAUGGGCUGUGAUAUUUCAGAACAAACAAGUGAUAACGUCAGAGCAGAUUUUGGGUUUGGAUCAGGGAAGAUUUGGCUAAGUUUGUUUGGGUGCUCAGGAGAAGAAUCGGCACUCUGGAACUGUAACCGUGCCAUGUGGGGACUCCAUGAGUGUGAUCAUAGAAAUUACGUUGGAGUGAGGUGUAAAGUGAAACCAGAGCAGGUGAGACUUGUUGGCGGAUCAUCUUAUUGUGAGGGGCGAGUUGAAGUAAAAAUCCUUGAACAGUGGGGUACAGUAUGCAGUGACAACUGGGACAGCAAUGAAGCAAGGGUGCUUUGCCAGCAGUUGAACUGCAUCUCCAGAGAUGAACAUGCUCACUCUAUCCAACCAACUUUCUUUGGAGCUGGAUCAGGAAAAAUCUGGAGUGUAAGCUGUUCAGGAAAUGAGGAAGGAAUGAAGGAUUGUUUCAUUACCACUGGGUAUCCUGAGUACUGCAAUCACAGGAAUGAUGUGGGCGUCAUUUGUACAGAUGAGGCGAGGGAACUGAGACUUUCUGGGGGAUCACAUAAGUGUGAGGGGAGAGUUGAGGUGAAGCACAAUGGACAAUGGGGUACAGUGUGCAGCAAUACAUGGGGCAAGCCUGAAGCUGCUGUGGUGUGCAGACAAAUGGGUUGUGGCUUUAUAGAACCAACUGAUCAUUUAAGCCCACAUUUCUUUGGGGCCGGAUCAGGAAGAAUUUGGCUUGGUAGUGUGACCUGCUCAGGAGAAGAACUGGCCCUCUGGAACUGUCACCAUUCCAUUUGGGGACUUCACAGCUGUGAUCAUGGGAAUGAUGUUGGAGUGAGGUGCACUGCUGAAAGAGAAGAACUGAGACUUGUUGGUGGAUCAUCCUAUUGUAAGGGGAGGCUGGAAAUAAAGAUUUAUGGCCAAUGGGGCACAGUGUGUAGCGCAAACUGGGAGUACAGUGAAACAAAAGUGGUUUGCAGCCAACUGGGCUGCAAUGCAUCAGCAGAAGAACCUCAGUUUAUUAAAGCAACUUCCUUUGGAGCUGGAUCAGGGAAAAUCUGGCUUCGCUCUGUGCGCUGUUCAGGGAACGAGAAGGCCUUGGGGGACUGUAUAACUGACAUGUGGAAUCCUGGUGACUGUGAUCACAGAACUGAUGUUGGAGUCAUUUGUUCAGGUGAACCAGAGGAACUGAGACUUGCUGGGGGAUCAUAUGAGUGUGAGGGAAGAGUGGAGGUGAAGCACAAUGGAGAGUGGGGUUCAGUGUGCAGCAAAGAGUGGGGGUGGACUGAAGCUUCUGUGGUUUGUAGGCAACUGGGCUGCAGCAUGGACAUACCAAUAGACAAUAUUAAACCAGUCUUUUUUGGAGCUGGAUCUGGGAAGAUUUGGAUUGAUAACCUAAGGUGCACAGGAGAGGAAUCCUCCCUCGGGGACUGUGCCCAUUCUAUGUGGGGACUUCACAACUGUGGCCAUGGUGAUGAUGUUGGAGUGAUUUGCCCUGUUAAACCAGAGGAGGUGAGACUUGUUGAUGGAUCUUCUCGUUGUGAGGGGAGAGUGGAAGUGAAGAUUUAUGGCCAGUGGGGCACAGUCUGUGGCAAAAGUUGGAGCUACAAUGAAGCAAGGGUGGUGUGCAGCGACCUGGGCUGCAACUCCUCAGCUGCAUAUCCUCACCUUUACAAAGUAACUUCCUUUGGUGCCGGAUCAGGAAAAAUUUGGAUCCAACGUGUUCGCUGUUUGGGAAAGGAGAAAGUGUUAGCAGACUGUGCGAUUACAAUGUGGAAUCCUGGGAACUGUGAUCAUACAUAUGAUGUUGGUGUCAUUUGUGCAGGUGAACCAGAAGAGAUCAGACUUUCGGGGGGCUCACAUGAAUGUGAGGGGAGAGUGGAGGUGAAGCACCAAGGAGAGUGGGGUACAGUGUGCAGCAAUAAUUGGGGAUGGUCUGCAGCUGCCGUGGUUUGCAGACAAAUUGGAUGCAGCUCUUUAAAGCCAAGUGAAUAUUCCAAAAUCCAGUUCUUUGGGGCAGGAUCAGGGAAGAUUUGGCUUGAUAACGUGACCUGCUCAGGUGAAGAAUCAGCCCUCUGGUACUGUCGCCAUCUUAUGUGGGGACUUCAUAACUGUGAUCAUGGACAUGACGUUGGAGUGAGGUGCCCUGGCAAACCACAAGAGAUGAGACUUAUAGAUGGAUCAUUUAAUUGUGAAGGAAGGUUGGAAGUGAAGAUUUUUGGCCAGUGGGGCACAGUAUGUAGUGCAAACUGGGGUUACAAUGAAGCAAGGGUGGUUUGUAGGCAGCUUGGCUGCCUGCCCUCAGAGGAAGAUUCCCACUUUAUUCAACCAACUUUCUUUGGACCUGGAUCAAGCACAAUCUGGUUUCAGUCUGUAUCAUGUUCAGGGAAUGAGAAAGCCUUGGGGGACUGUAUUACUGAGCCGUGGAACCCUGGUGUCUGUGAUCACAGUGCUGAUGUUGGAGUCAUUUGUGCAGGUGAACCAGAAGAACUGAGACUUUCUGCAGGGUCUCAUGAGUGUGAGGGAAGAGUGGAGGUGAAGCACCAUGGAGAGUGGGGUACAGUGUGCAGCAGAGAGUGGGAUUGGAGUGAAGCUAAUGUGGUUUGCAGACAGCUGGGAUGUGGGUUUUCAGGAUCAUUAGGCCGCAUAUCUGCUUUCUUUGGGGCUGGAUCAGGGAAGAUAUGGCUUGCUGGUCUGCGUUGUACAGGGAAAGAAUCAGCCCUUUGGGAUUGUCGCCAUCCCAUGUGGGGACUUCACAACUGUGAUCACAGAGAUGACGUUGGAGUAAGGUGCACUGCAAAACCAGAGGAGCUGAGACUUGUUGGUGGAUCAUUUAGGUGUGAAGGGAGACUGGAAGUGAAGGUUUAUGGCCAGUGGGGCACAGUAUGUAAUGAACACUGGAACUAUUACAGAACAGAGGCAAGAGUGAUUUGCAGGCAGCUGGGCUGCUACACCUCGGCUAAAUCUCCUUUAUUUAUUAAAACAACUUCCUUUGGAGCUGGAUCAGGGAAAAUCUGGUUCCACCGUGUGCACUGUUCAGGGCAUGCGAAAGCCUUGGGGGACUGUAUUACUGAGCCGUGGAACCCUGGUGACUGUAGUCACAGCGCUGAUGUUGGAGUCAUUUGUGCAGGGGCCCCAGAGGGACUUCGACUUGUUGGUGGAGAAAACGAGUGUGAAGGAAGAGUAGAAGUGAAGUUCCAGGGAGUCUGGGGCACAGUGACUUCUUCUAAUUGGGAUGUUGAUGCUGCUUCAGUGGUUUGCAGACAGUUGGGCUGUACCCCUUCUCCUACAGAAAUAGUCAAGGCAGUUUCAUUUGGACCCGGUACAGGGAAAAUCUGGUUUAAUGUAAUAAAUUGUCUGGGAAAGGAAAAAUCUCUGUGGAACUGUAAAAUCGAAAUGCAUGGAAUUCCCUGGUUUGAUCACAUCAAAGAUCUUGGAGUAAUUUGCAGAGGUUCCUUGGCAUUUAAUCAUCCUCCAGAAGCAUACAAAUAUCCUCCAAAGAAAAAUGAAAUAUUUGGGCUUGACAAUGCAGAUUAUCGGAAUUAUUAUGGUGUUCUUGAAUUGGAAUAUGAUCUAGAUCCGGUGGCUGUAAGUGAAAUCUCCCUGGAUCCUGUCUCUAUUUUUAAUGACAAACUAGAAGAACUGAAAUUAGUUGGAGGUGCCAGCCGCUGUGAAGGAAGAGUGAUGGUCAGAUUCUAUGGAGAGUGGGGCUCAAUGUGCGAUUACAGAUGGGACAUGAAAAAAGCCUCGGUGGUGUGCAGGCAGCUGGGCUGUAACAAUUCCCCUGGUCAGCACAAGGCAGCUUCCUUUGGACCUGGCUCAGGAAAGGUUUGGCUCAGUCAUGUCAAAUGUACAGGAGAUGAAUUCACUUUAUCAGAGUGUAAGAGAAACCUGACCAUGUUUCACAAUUGUGAUCACACAGCAGAUGUUGGAGUGAUCUGUGCAGGUGGUGGGCCAUUAGAGUUGAGACUUGCUGGGGGCUCCAAUAGAUGUGAGGGGCGGGUAGAGGUGAAGCACCACGGCGAAUGGGGCACGGUUGGUGACUUUUUCUGGGAUAAGAAGGCUGCUACGGUUGUGUGCAGGCAACUAGGUUGCAACACUUCAUAUGAACAGGCAACAUCAUUUGGCGCUGGAACAGGGAAGAUUUGGUUUAGUGGACUGAAAUGUACAGGGAAUGAAUCAGCCCUGUGGGACUGUGAGCCUGAACUGAACAGAUAUCGCAUCUGGAACAACACUGCAGAUGUUGGAGUCAUUUGUGCAGGAGAACCAGAGGAGCUGAGAUUGGUUGGAGGAACAAAUGACUGCGAGGGAAGAGUUGAAGUGAAACACAGAGGAGAGUGGGGCACAGUAUGUGCCAAUGACUGGGAUACGAGGGAUGCCGCUGUGGUGUGCAGGCAGCUGGGAUGCAACAGUUCCCUUAUUAAAGCAACUACAUUUGGAGGUGGAUCUGGGAAGAUCUGGUUAAGUCACCUGCAAUGUACAGGGAAGGAGACAUCCCUGUGGGAAUGCAAGCAUGGAAUGUGGGGGCUUCACUAUUGCAAUCAUGGCCAAGAUGUUGGAGUCAUCUGUCAAGGUGCAGAUGAGAAUGUUAGGCUUAUCGGGGGAGACAAUGAGUGCGAGGGGAGAGUGGAGGUGAAGCAUCAAGGAACGUGGGGUACUGUGUGUGGUCGUCAAUGGGGUGCAAAGGAAGCUUCUGUUGUUUGUAGACAACUGGGCUGCAACACCUCCAAUGAAUAUUUCUCUACCAAAGCAACAUUUUUUGGAGCUGGAUCAGGAAGGAUUUGGCUCAGUAAUGUUAAAUGUACGGGAGAUGAGCCGAGCCUUGCAUGGUGUAUGCAUAAUACAUGGGGAAUUGAGAAAUGUGAUCAUACUGAGGAUGUUGGAGUCAUUUGCACAGGUGAACCUGAGGAAUUGCGACUUGUUGGGGGAAACAAUGAGUGUGAAGGAAGAGUUGAAGUGAAGCAUCGGGGGGUGUGGGGAGCAGUUUGUGACCACAAUUGGAAUCAAAAGGCAGCAUCUGUGGUAUGUCGGCAGCUGGGAUGCAACAACACAACAGAGGGACAAAUGAAGGCCCAGGCAGCUUUCUUUGGACAAUCAUCAAGAAACAUUUCCCUCUCCCGAGUGAAAUGCACAGGAGAAGAAGCAGUCCUUUGGGAAUGUCAGCAUCAAAUGUGGGGACUUAGCAACUGUCUUCAUAGAGCAGACGUCGGAGUGAUCUGUAAAGGUGAGCCAGACUUACUGAGACUGGUUGGAGGAGGCACUAAUUGCGCUGGAAGGGUGGAGGUAAAGCACCGAGGUGAGUGGGGCACAGUGUGUGAUGACUUCUGGAAUGAGAAUGCUGCUGAAGUUGUAUGCAGACAGCUUGGCUGUAGCACCUCUUAUGAAGACACUGCCCAUAUCAAGGCCACACCAUUUGGAGCUGCUUCUGGGAAAAUUUGGUUAAGUCGUGUGAGAUGUAAAGGAGAAGAAUCCAGCCUGAGGGACUGUGAUCAUAACAUGUGGGGUCUUCACUACUGCAGCCACAGUGAAGAUGCCGGGGUUAUUUGUGGUGACCACAGAGAGCCCAGACUGGUGGAUGGGCCAAACAGCUGCUCGGGAAAUCUAGAAGUGAAACAUGGAGGUACUUGGGGCUCAGUGUGUGAGAUUGAUGAUGAGUUCAGAACAGCCAGAGUUAUCUGCAGAGAGUUGGGAUGUGGACCAGCAGUUCCGGCACCAUGGAAAUAUAUUCAUAAUGAUAAGAAUGUUAAGUCGGCACAGAUCUGGACAGAGAAAAUCAAAUGUACCGGCAAUGAAAGCAGUCUGUUUGAGUGUUACAGAGUGCCCAGGCCUGCCAGGACCUGCACAAAUCCAUCUUCUCCCACCAUUCACUGCCUAGGUCCAUACAGUGGAUUCAGGUUGGUGAACGGCACUCAGAGAUGUUCCGGAAGAGUAGAAGUGCUGUACACAGGGCAGUGGGGAGCACUCUGCAAAUCAAACUGGGAUUUACAUGCUGCCAAUGUUCUGUGCAGGCAGUUACAGUGCGGUACUGCAGUUUUCAUUCCAGAUAGAAGGUAUUUUGGGAAGAGUGACUUUGUUUGGACUGAUAGGUUUCAUUGUAAGGGCACAGAGUCACAUCUUGGAGAAUGCUCAUUUGCUGCUCUUGGAAACAGCGACUGCUCAGGUGAUGAUCUUGCAGGUGUGGUCUGCACAGGGAAAGAAGAAUUGAUGCGCCUCGUGGAUGGAGAGAGUCACUGUGAGGGAAGGUUGGAGGUUCUUCAGAAUUCUACUUGGUUUAGUGUUACUGGGGAGCAGUGGGGCCUUAAGGAGGCUCAGCUUGUGUGCAGAGAGUUACACUGUGGAGAGGCCAGAAGUGCAUUUACAGUUGAGGCACAAUCGGCUGCUGGCACGCUUGUUACAUGGAGAGAUAUUAAAUGUAAAGGAAAUGAGAACAAUUUAACAGACUGCCCUUUAAUGCCGCAACCAUCUUCUGUGCCGUAUGCAAAUGGGAAGAAUCGUGUGAGUGUAAUCUGCUCAGAAAGCUUACUCAUACGACUGGUGGAUAGUCCACAUCGGUGUGCAGGCAGAGUUGAGGUCUACCACCAAGGGGAGUGGGGAACGAUCUGUGGUGAUUCCUGGGACAAAGCAGAUGCUAAUGUUGUUUGCAGACAGCUAAACUGUGGCCAUGCCAUCAGUAUUUCAACAAUGAGCCACAAAGAAACUGGUAAUGGCACUGCUUGGCUGAGUGGGAUUAACUGUACCGGAAGUGAAACAGGUCUCUGGCAAUGUCCUUUCAACAACUGGGGCCAACACUCCUGUACAAAGAAGCAGGAUGCACGUGUGAAAUGUUCCGAGUUUACAGACCUCCGUUUGGAUGGAGGGUCCCAUGAAUGUGAAGGAAGACUGGAAGUCUACUACAAUGGAAGCUGGAGAUCAGUGUGCAACAACCACAUGGACCAAGUUUCUAUCUCUGUUAUCUGCAGGCACCUGAAUUGUGGCACCAAGGGAAUCCGUCCAAUUACAUUUACAUACGGUGCUGCCGAUCCACCCUACUGGCUGGAUCUAAUUAAAUGCCGUAAGCACGAUCAGUCAUUCUGGCAGUGCCCUUCAUCCCCUUGGGCAAAACACUCCUGCAAUCUGCAGGCUGAAGUGGCCGAAAUUAAAUGUGAAGGUGAAAGAAAGAAGCCGUUACACAAUCAGUCUGAAACUUAUGGGCUUCCAGCACUGCAGAAUUGUUCUAAUGUGCAAACUCUGAUUGAGUCGCUCAUCUCACAUUCCUCAACCAGCAUUCUUACUGCUAUUGCAGUUGUUUUUGGCAUCUUGUUGUUUCUGGCUCUCAUUGGUUUGUGGAUCCUAAAGAAAAACCUAAAGGUGUUGAAAAAAGGGAAAAGAUCUUCUAUGUGCCCCGAUGAUGAGAUCUAUGAGGAGAUUGAAGCCAACUUGAUGAUGCCCAUGGAUAAAGAAGCCAACCUUUCCCCUGGGAGUGCAGAGAUUAUUCAAGAUGACUACGACGAUGUGGAAGAACAGGUCAAGAAAACCCUCUCCUCAACCUCAGACACUGAAAGGACUGCAGAGAUUAUCCAAGAUGGUUAUGAUGAUGUAGAGGAGCAGGUUAAGAAAACCCUCUCCCUAGACUCAGACAGUGAAUGUACAAGUGAGACUUUUAACCAAGAUAAAUAUGAUGAUGUGGAAGUGCUGCAUCAAAAAGAAUCCAAGUCUCAAGAUAAUUAUGAUGAUGCAGAAGUACCAAAUCAGAUGGGAUUUGACAUUAGUGGUUCCCUGGCCAAGGAAAAGAAUUUAGAGGAUGGAUAUGAUGAUGCUGCAGUUGGACUUCUGUCUAGCCAUGCAAGUAAAGCUGAGCGAAUCAGAGGAGCCGGCAGUGACACAGGAUUACCUACCCAAGAUGCACCAGAAGAUGUUACCCAUGAACAUCAAAUACCUCUCAUAAUUGAAACUGGCUAUGAAGAUUCUGGCUUUAUCUAGUUAUUCCCUUUGCUUGUUCACCAAUCACAAUGCUUCUCUGUACCCUUCCCUCCAACAUAUCAGCGCCUCUUCUAAUUACCCAUGCUCCUCUAUUCCAAAUAAACUGCUGCACCUCU